AUGAAAAAUUGGAUACGCAGCUGUUUGAUUUUGUGUAGUUUUUCAUUGACCGUUUCAACAACGAACAACUAUCAAAAUGUGACAUCUUUUUCGAUCGAUUACGAUAAUGAUCGUUUCCUUCUCGAUGGAGAGCCGUUUCGUUAUUUAUCCGGUUCCAUUCACUAUUUCCGGGUUCAUCACCGCUAUUGGGAGGAUCGUUUGAGGCGGAUGAGAGCGCUUGGAUUGAACGCGAUACAGACAUACGUUCCAUGGAAUUUCCAUGAGCCCGUCGAGGGGCAAUAUAUUUUCGACCAUCAACGAGAUCUCGUCGAGUUUCUGCGAAUCGCGGAAAGAUUGGGUCUUUACGUGCUGUUGAGACCCGGGCCAUACAUUUGCGCGGAAUGGGAAAACGGUGGGCUUCCGUGGUGGCUGCUGAAAAGAGAAGGGAUACGAAUGCGAGUCAAUGAUCCACUCUACACAACAGCCGUCGAAAAAUGGAUGAGCGUUUUGUUACCAAAAAUCGAGCCUCUUCUGCGAAAAAAUGGCGGCCCGAUUCUCAUGGUACAAGUGGAGAACGAGUAUGGCAGUUAUGGUGGAUGUGACGGCAAUUACACAAUUUGGUUGCGCGAUCUUUACAAGAAAUUUCUCGGAGAGGACACUCUUCUGUAUACAACGGAUGGCGGUGAUGAGUACUUUCUAAAAUGUGGCCCAAUUCCGGGUGUCUAUCCAACGAUCGAUUUUGGGCCCACUUCAUCAGAAGAUGUCGAUAAAGCUUUUAAAGCGCAAAGAAAUCACACACCAAAUCAUCGGGGUCCAUUGGUGAAUUCGGAGUACUAUGUCGGAUGGUUUGAUAUGUGGAACGCGACAAGAGAUGACAGCACUCCUGAUCAGAUCGUCGACACGGCAAAAUACAUGUACGAGCUGGGAGCAAGCAUCAACUUCUACUUGAUACACGGCGGGACAAAUUUCGGCUUUUGGAAUGGUGCCGAAAAUGAUGGAGCGGUGUUGACCUCGUACAAUUUCUCGGCUCCAGUUGAAGAGGAUGGGAGUAUCAACUCCAAGUACUUGGCCCUUCGCACGUGGAUCAAAUCGCUGAAAGAUUGGAAACAAAAGCCACAAGAUGUGCCGAGGAAUCCAAAAAAAAUUGGCUAUGGUAAAAUAAAAAUGGAGCACGUGGGCGGGUUGUUGGAUUUACCUUCAAAUCAAUGUGUGGAGAGUGAAAAGCCGAAAACUUUCGAACAAAUGGAUCAUUCGAUGGGAUUCAUGGCUUAUUCAACGAUUCUAAAAACUUGUGGCAGAAACCUGACCUUUCCCGAGUACAAAGACUGGUUGUACGUGUUUCUGGAUGGAGAGCAUCAGGGUACUCUCUAUCGUCAUCCAACGCCCCAUCAAACAACGGUUCAACUGAAGAACUGUCGCGUUGGGCAAGAGGUCACGAUUUUGGCGGAAAACGAGGGUCGAUUGACAUAUGAGACGAUAAAUGAUUACAAGGGAAUUCUCGCCGAUGUUUCCCUUGAUUCAACGAAACUCUCCGAUUGGAACACUUGCACGAUUCAGAUUGGAAAGGGGGAGAAAUUUCAAGAGAAAACGCUGCAAAAGCUGAAAAAACUGAAGGCAAAAGGACAAAAUAAUAAAGUUCUUCACGGAGUUUUCACCGGCACAUUCAACAUUGAGAAGGGCAAUCUCGCCGACACGUUUAUCGAUUUCUCCAAUUGGGGAAAGGGCCUCAUUUUGGUGAAUGGACACAAUAUUGGAAGAUAUUGGAAGAUUGGACCACAGUUUGCCCUCUACGUGCCAAAGCACUUCUUGAAAGAGGGAGGGAAUCGAAUUUUCGUCAUCGAGCUUUUCCACAAAUAUUUUGAUUGUAACGCAAAGCACAAAUGCAAGAUUGAGUCGAUUGAUCACGGAAUUUGGCGAUACAAUAGCACAAUGAAAAUUCGUUUCACUUACAAAAGGCCG
Mesorhabditis belari is the source of this 1938-nucleotide messenger RNA. The record is from the annotation of a GenBank genome assembly. NCBI's taxonomy places the organism in Eukaryota, Metazoa, Nematoda, Chromadorea, Rhabditida, Rhabditidae.